Molecule: messenger RNA, 987 nt
Organism: Rotaria socialis
Lineage: Eukaryota; Metazoa; Rotifera; Eurotatoria; Philodinida; Philodinidae
Source: the annotation of a GenBank genome assembly
AUGGUAUUACAUACAGCAUCAUCGAAUUUAUCUGAGGCAUUAAUUAAUGUUAAAAAAUCUGAGCAAAAUUUUCUCCAGCGCGAUGUCACAGUUAUUCAUCGAGAACGAAAUAAAAUUCGUGCUAACGUCGAUAGACAUAUGGAGACAUUCUUACAAAGGACACGUAAACGACAUGAAACAUGGUAUCGACAUGAUAAACAUUUUCGUGAAGCUAUUCGGAAAGAAAAAGAAAAUCAUGAAAAACGUAAAGAACGUAAUCGACAAAAAUUAAUACUGGCAAGUAAUCCAGAAUAUGUUCCGCGCGAUCUUACACCAUUUCAAGCUGUUCUUAGUGAAAAUGUUAUUUUGCCACCAAUUACAACAGCAACACCUCAACCAUCAUCAACAACAUCUCCAAUACCACCACCAUUGCCACCACCACCAAUAACACCACCACCGCCAAUAGCAAAAGUCGCAUCACCACCACCAGCAAUAGUAAUUAAAAAAAUGAAUACAUCAACGACAACAACACCACGUUCUGAACCAAUGACAAAAGUUGAACGACGUACUCAUCAAGUUUUACGAGCCUCACAAAAGUUACUCGACGAAUCAGAAGCACGAUCAAGAUAUAAAUAUGUAUUUGGGCGACCUUCCUCAACAACAUUCAAUAUGAAACGAUCGCCACCAUUAGCAUCAACGAGCUCAUCUGUAUUUCAUAGUUCAACACUUAUCGUACCGAUAACAACAUCACUCGAUUGUGAAGAAUAUGAUCGUUUAAUCAAUGAAUCAUUACAACAAGAAACAUUUAGUGAAUUUGUCGACCAUUUUGUUAAAUUUCGUCCUGAAUUUCGUGAACAGUUUGGACUUAUUAAUGAAGCUAGAAAACGUCAAAAAGCUAUUGAAAAACUAAGAGAAUUCAAUCAAAUAUAUGCAAAAGCCAAAGAUGAACGUUACCAUAAGUUGAUUAGCAGUCUAACCGAUCUUUCUUCUGAACAAAAACAAAAAUAA